GGGAAUCCGGAAGCAGCCGGCGAGCCCGCUGCUGAACGUUUGGUGUUCUGACACUGUUUUUGUCAGCUGUGUCUGGUGUGCUGGAGGUCUGCGGGGUCUCCUCGCUCUGUCUCCAGGGGGAACCCCGCCGCUGUCACGACCUGGGCCGCGGCCUGGUGCCCUGUGGCGGGGCCGCCAUUGGCUGGAGCCAUGCCCACGGCCGCUGCCCCCAUCAUCAGCUCGGUCCAGAAGCUGGUGCUGUAUGAGACCAGAGCUAGAUACUUUCUAGUUGGGAGCAAUCAUGCAGAAACGAAGUACCGUGUCCUGAAAAUUGAUAGAACAGAACCGAAGGACUUGGUGGUAAUCGACGACAGGCACGUGUACACACAACAAGAAGUGAGGGAACUUCUUGGCCGCCUGGAUCUGGGAAACAGAACAAAGAUGAGCCAGAAAGGAUCCUCCGGGUUGUUUCGAGCCGUCUCAGCUUUUGGAGUCGUAGGUUUUGUCAGGUUCUUAGAAGGCUACUAUAUUGUAUUAAUAACUAAGCGGAGGAAGAUGGCAGACAUUGGAGGUCAUGCAAUUUAUAAGAUUGAAGAUACAAGUAUGAUUUAUAUCCCCAAUGACUCUGUUCGGAUUUCUCACCCCGACGAAGCUAGGUAUCUAAGGAUAUUUCAAAAUGUGGAUCUAUCUAGCAAUUUUUACUUUAGUUACAGCUAUGAUUUGUCACACUCACUUCAGUAUAAUCUUACCGUCCUGCGAAUGCCCCUGGAGAUGUUAAAGUCAGAAACAUCCAAGGCGUGCCAGGAGAGCUUCGACAUCUUUGAAGAUGAAGGAUUAAUUACACAGGGUGGCAGUGGUGUAUUUGGGAUCUCUAGUGAGCCUUAUAUGAAGUAUGUAUGGAACGGUGAACUUCUGGAUAUAAUUAAAAACACUGUGCAUCGUGACUGGCUAUUGUAUAUCAUUCAUGGGUUCUGCGGGCAGUCCAAGCUUUUGAUCUAUGGACGACCAGUGUAUGUGACCCUAAUAGCCAGGAGAUCCAGUAGGUUUGCUGGGACGCGCUUUCUCAAGAGAGGCGCAAACUGUGAGGGUGACGUUGCAAAUGAGGUGGAGACCGAGCAGAUCCUCUGUGAUGCUUCUGUGAUGUCUUUUACCGCAGGCAGUUACUCUUCUUACGUACAAGUUAGAGGAUCCGUUCCCUUAUUCUGGUCCCAAGACAUCUCAACUAUGAUGCCGAAACCACCCAUUACACUGGACCAGGCGGAUCCCUUUGCACACGUGGCUGCUCUUCACUUUGACCAGAUGCUCCAGAGGUUCGGCUCCCCCAUCAUCAUCUUGAACUUAGUGAAGGAGAGGGAGAAGAGAAAGCACGAAAGGAUCCUGAGUGAAGAGCUGGUGGCUGCGGUCACUUACCUGAACCAGUUCCUGCCACCGGAGCACACCAUUGUCUACAUCCCCUGGGACAUGGCCAAGUACACCAAGAGUAAGCUGUGCAACGUUCUCGAUCGGCUGAAUGUGAUUGCGGAAAGCGUGGUAAAGAAGACAGGAUUCUUUGUAAACCGCCCUGAUUCUUACUGCAGCAUUUUACGGCCAGAUGAAAAGUGGAAUGAACUAGGAGGUCAUGUGAUUCCCACUGGUCGGCUCCAGACUGGCAUCCUUCGAACCAACUGUGUGGACUGUUUGGAUCGCACCAACACUGCGCAGUUCAUGGUGGGCAAGUGUGCCCUGGCUUACCAGCUGUAUUCCUUAGGGCUGAUUGACAAGCCUAACCUGCAGUUCGACACGGAUGCAGUGAGGUUGUUUGAGGAACUCUAUGAAGACCAUGGAGACACCCUUUCCCUGCAGUACGGAGGCUCUCAGCUGGUUCAUCGGGUAAAGACCUACAGAAAGAUAGCACCGUGGACCCAGCACUCCAAGGACAUCAUGCAGACUCUGUCCCGGUACUACAGCAACGCCUUCUCGGAUGCUGAUAGACAAGAUUCCAUCAACCUGUUUUUGGGUGUUUUCCACCCCACAGAAGGGAAACCUCAUCUCUGGGAACUCCCCACAGACUUUUACCUCCAUCACAAAAACACCAUGAGCCUUUUACCCCCCAGAAGGAGUUAUACUUACUGGUGGACGCCAGAGGUGGUGAAGCAUCUGCCGCUGCCUUACGAUGAAGUUAUCUGUGCUGCAAACUUAAAGAAGUUGAUGGUGAAGAAAUUUCACAGAUGGGAAGAAGAGAUUGAUAUUCACAAUGAGUUCUUCCGGCCGUAUGAAUUGAGUAGUUUUGAUGACACCUUUUGCUUGGCCAUGACAAGUUCAGCACGUGAUUUUAUGCCUAAAACUGUUGGCAUUGAUCCAAGUCCAUUUACCGUGCGAAAACCAGAUGAAACUGGAAAAUCUGUACUGGGGAACAAAAACACUAGAGAGGAAGCUGUCCUGCAGCGGAAGACGGCAGCCAGCGCCCCGCCACCCCCGAGCGAGGAGGCUGUGUCCAGCAGCUCUGAGGAUGACUCUGGCACCGACCGGGAAGAUGAAGGCUCCAUCUCUCAGCGAUCCACUCCUGUGAAGAUGACUGACACGGGAGACAGUGCCAAAGCGACUGAGAAUGUGGUCCAGCCCAUGAAGGAAGUGUAUGGAGUCAGUCUCUCCAGUAGCCUGUCAGAGGAGGAUCACUCCAUUUAUGCCAGGUUUGUUCAGCUGGGGCAAAGUCAACAUAAACAGGACCGAGGUAACCAGCAGCUGUGUUCCCGUUGCUCAGAUGGAGUUAUAAAACUAACUCCCAUCUCAGCUUUCUCGCAAGACAACAUUUAUGAAGUUCAGCCUCCAAGAGUAGACAGAAAGUCUACAGAGAUCUUCCAGGCCCAUAUCCAAGCUAGCCAAGGUAUCAUGCAGCCCCUUGGCAAAGAGGACACUGCCAUGUACCGGGAGUACAUCAGAAACCGCUACUUAUAGAGACGGCCUCGAGGACAGUGUCCUCUGUGAGAAGGCGUGCCCCAGAUCCUGAGAUGCAGCUCAUUGGUAAAGGACUCCCCAGCACCUGUAUCACAGCCUUCGGUGAUUCCAGCUACCAGGAAUCCAGUGUUGUCUUCCAGAUUUUGUAGGCACCUAUACUCAAGUAGGUGCCUGUGUGUGCACACACAUGCACAGGAGUGCAUACACACACAUGUAUGCACACACACAGUAAAAAUAAUAAAAGUAAAAUCUUUAAAAAUCAAUUCAUCCAAAUCAUGUAUCUGAAACUUUUCACCUCUUUGUACCAUGCAAAUGACUAAUUGCAGGUAAUAAAGAAAUGCUGCCUCUUU
Messenger RNA from Mus musculus (house mouse), 3263 nucleotides. It is a transcript of the gene Fig4, whose product is annotated as FIG4 phosphoinositide 5-phosphatase. NCBI's taxonomy places the organism in Eukaryota, Metazoa, Chordata, Mammalia, Rodentia, Muridae. The transcript is spliced from 23 exons. Gene Ontology annotation, molecular function: phosphatidylinositol-3-phosphate phosphatase activity; phosphatase activity; phosphatidylinositol bisphosphate phosphatase activity. Gene Ontology annotation, biological process: glycerophospholipid metabolic process; phosphatidylinositol dephosphorylation; phosphatidylinositol-3-phosphate biosynthetic process. The record is from RefSeq and is marked validated. The coding region runs from base 190 to 2913 and encodes 907 amino acids. Gene Ontology annotation, cellular component: endosome membrane; recycling endosome; PAS complex.